Messenger RNA from Theileria orientalis strain Shintoku, 681 nucleotides. RefSeq lists its product as uncharacterized. The record is from RefSeq and is a predicted model, not a curated record. NCBI's taxonomy places the organism in Eukaryota, Apicomplexa, Aconoidasida, Piroplasmida, Theileriidae. Bases 1 to 681 code for a protein of 226 amino acids. The transcript has 3 exons. Gene Ontology annotation, molecular function: signaling receptor activity. Gene Ontology annotation, cellular component: membrane.
AUGGAUGCUAAUAUGGACUCUAAUAAAAAUGUAGAAAAGCAAGUGCCUUCACUAAGGGGGAAAGUGCACAUUCCCAUAUUCGCCCUCUUCAUCCUUAUCAUUUUUGAGUUGUUUAAGUACAAGUGUGACUUGUCCUACAAGUUGGCAUGUUACGUCUACUUGCUGUGUACCCUCUUCAUCCUAAUCACCGUUACUGUGUUACACAACAACCACUGGAACAAGCACAACAGGUCGUUGCUGAGAAGACUGGACUAUGCAGCUAUAUUCCUGAUGAUUGGAGGCUCCGGGUUCCCAUGCGCAGUACACUACCUCUUCAAUAGCAAAAUGGUCAUAAUGGUACUCACACAUUGGUCAAUAAUAUUGUUUGGCGCAUUUGGGUCAAUUUUGUUUAAUUUCACGUGCACCCCUAAGUGGUUCCGAUCAUUGGUAUAUACGUUGGUCUCAGCACCUUAUUUCUUUUAUCCAUACAUAGCCGCAACCAUGAAGAUGUAUAAGGAGAGUGUGCUAAUGCUGUCGAUAGCAUUUUUCUAUAUAACGGGAUCGGUGUUUUACGCGCUCGGGAAGCCGAAUCUGAUACCGGGAAUAUUUGAAUCACACGAACUAUUUCACCUCUUUUGUUGUUUCGGAUUCAUGUCGUCACUGUCAGUAAACUAUAUUUAUUUGGAAUACAACAAGGUGUAA